UAAAUUAGUACAAGUUAUAAGAAAUUUGAAGAAUAUCAGCAGAGCACCACAAGUAAGAGAUCAAUCAAUUAGAUCUAAAAGUGAAGCCAACUUGCAAGUACAAAGAUAGGGAGAAUAUGAGUAGUGGGGUAUUAUUCACAUCUUCCUCAUCACUGUAUAAUUCUCCUCGUACUACUCAAUCCAAACCUCGGAUUCAACGUUGUUGCAUCAUUCCCACAUCGAGUAGAAGUGUUCUACACCCACUUACUAUCACUUGUAAUUUCAGCUCUGGUCCAGGUGGCCCUCCUCCUGGUGAAAAUGAGAGUAAGAAUAUCCUUGAUGCAUUCUUCUUGGGGAAAGCUCUGGCGGAAGCAGUUACUGAGCGCAUAGAAUCUACAGUGGGGGAGGUCCUAAGUACAGUUGGCAGAUUGCAAGCGGAGCAACAAAAGCAAGUUCAGGACUUUCAGGAGGAGGUUCUUGAAAGAGCCAAACAAGCCAAAGAGAAAGCAGCACGUGAAACGAAGGAAACACAGGGACUUAUUCGCAGCUCGUAUGCAGCAGAUACAUCGGCAGCUGGUGCUCGUAGUACUUCAGAAAAUGUAGCCUCAGCUUCUGGUGGUGUAGCUAGUCCUCGAACAAACAUAAAUUCCCAGCCUUCUAACACUGAUUCAGAAGAUGGAAGCAAGGACUCUGAGCUAGGUGUAUCAAAUGGAGACUGAUAUUCCUGUAGGCUGUAAUUGUACGUAUAUUCAUCCUUGUGAUGAAAUCUUGUUAUACCUAGUUUAGAUCUGGUCAAUGGAACAGUAUGAUACUUGUAGAAGAGGAAAGAAAAUAUUCUUGAGCGCGAAUAUCUUUUCGCCAUUGAUAUUGUAUCAUUUCUCUUUGGAUUGUUGAUAAAGUACGAAGUUGUCAGCUGUGUAAUGAUUUACUACUGCAAAAAAUUGUAUUAGAGAUAAUAAAGCUAUCACCAUAUCAACAAA
Messenger RNA from Lycium barbarum (goji berry), 959 nucleotides. RefSeq lists its product as uncharacterized. Gene Ontology annotation, biological process: thylakoid membrane organization. The transcript has 3 exons. Gene Ontology annotation, cellular component: chloroplast thylakoid membrane. The record is from RefSeq and is a predicted model, not a curated record. Bases 117 to 698 code for a protein of 193 amino acids. Lineage: Eukaryota; Viridiplantae; Streptophyta; Magnoliopsida; Solanales; Solanaceae.